CCCAUUCCAUGUCUAUCAAGGAGUGUUUUGUGUUAUCAAAAUGGGGCAGAACCUCUUCAGUUUGAGUGCUCCUAUGUUAUUGACCGUGCCCCCUCUCCCUCUCUGUCUGCUGAACCAAUGCAGGUAAAUGAGAUGCAGCUUUAAAGCCAGAUAGGAAAAUUAUCCUCCCCAGCAGCCACCCAUUAGCGACCCAGUCACACGUUUUCCCCCCAAACUUGCGCCCUUGAAGACGUUACAACUCCUGUGAAAAUCUCCGGACAUCGUUGGGAAGGUCAAACUGCGACUUUGCUUCCCGCCCGCGGACUCCAGACCACCAGCCCGCAGUACUCGCUCGCUUCCAUGCCGCAACUGCAGGGGUGGAACCCGGACUGACCUAAGCCGAGACUCCCCUGGUGUUUCUGCCGCCUCUGCUGCUCCAUGCACCGGCUCAGUGUCUGUACGCAGUCAGCCUGCUGUGGAGAAAUGGAUUCUCGCCGUUGACUCAACCCCAUCGAGAUAGUGUGAUGUAUCUCGCCUUCCCCUGGCGGACUGCGAGGGCAUGAGACUGCGAGGAGGGCGGGUUUUCAGUCCUGACUCCCACCUGAAACUGGCCCCUCCUCUUGUUGCCUGGUUACCUGGCGUCCUCAGCAAGGGAAUACGGCUUCGUCUGCGUUUGGAUCGCCGUGACGACCGGGGGCGGGGCUGCUGGCAGCUGGUGGACCUGGAGACAGAGUCAGAGCCAGUUGGGCGGAGACUGAGGAGUCGCGCGCAAAGUCUGAUGAGUACCUUGUCUGCCGGCUCAGAGAUGCAGACUCCCGCUCUUGGCCCCCAGUUCAUAGCGGGGCCCCAGAGUAAGGUACCUGGCAGGAAGAGAGGACGGCCUCCAAUCCGUAAGCUAGAGUUCCAGAGUCACUACGUUGAGCCUCUGUCGCCUCUCAAGGUCCCAAAGAAGAGAGGCAGGAAACCUGGCUUUAAGUUGAAGCCCAGGAUGGUGAUGUCCCCACUAGCUAACUCUCCUCCCAGCAGCACACCAGAACCUGAGAUGGGCUCCCUCCCACAGGAUGCUGCUCUUGUCCCCCACUCUGUCACACCACAAGUCCUAACAGAGACACCAAUGCCUGAUGACUUCCUAUGUGACCCACCAGUGGACUCCAAGCGCUAUGCUCUAGAUCCCAGCGACUCUGCCUUCAAUGUCAUGACAUCACAGUACCCACCAAAGCACUCCUAUGGCUACCGUGGCAGCAGUUGCUCUACUCCAAUGGGCUUGUGCAGACAAGCAUCAAACCCAGGAAGCUUCCAGGAAGGAAACAGGAAUGCUUACAGUCCGAUGCCAGACGCUGGGGAGUGCAAGCGUCCUGCUGGUAAGGACCCGUCCAGCUGGGGUGUUGAGGAGGUCGUUUGGUUCAUCAAAGAUGCUGACCCCCAAGCCCUAGGACCCCACGCUGAGGCAUUCAGGAAGCACGAGAUAGACGGAGACGCUCUGCUCUUGCUUAAAAGUGAGAUGAUGAUGAAGUAUCUGGGACUGAAGCUGGGACCUGCGCUUAAACUCUGUUACCACAUCGACAGGCUUAAACAGAAUCGCUUGUGAUUUGCUGCAGAGGAGCCAAACCCCUGAUUGUCUUUCACUAAAACUGUACCAGUGCGGAUUCUCUCAAACUUUCUCAACCAACAGCAAUACAUCAUGAACGCCUUUGGAUCCAGGCUUUUACUUCGUCUGCACCCGAUUUUGUUGACAAAUUUAACAUGUUGACUGUACAUAUUAAGACUAUUUGCAGCUGAAGCAAUUAUUUCAUCUCCAUCAUGUUUACUGGGUAUCUGAAUGGCUUUAGAUUGUAAAUAGUUUGGCUCCAUGCAGAUGGCAGCUGCUGUAUAUCAAAAUGUCCACACUGCAGUCUGCACGCAGCUUACUGCAUCUGACGCUCAACAGCAUUAAUUUGUGCAGAUGUUAAUCAUGGACACCGUAUCAACACCUCUGAAGACCCACAGAGACAGGGAGCUUAACAAACUUGUAUGGUGCUUUACCUCUAUCAUAUUUAAACUUAAAGAAGUCUUUGGAUUAAGGCACAAAGCUGCUGCAGUUUAUAAAUCAUAGUUUUGUUGUAAACUGAUGAUAAUGUUGAGGCAGGAAUCACUCCUAGACACAAACUGUAACUAAUAACCAAUCUCUCUCUUCUGCAAGUAUUGAAAUCUUUUGAAUUUUUUGGAAAUCUUUUAACUUUGACCUUUAGCUAGUGUGAGCCACUCUUGAGUAAAUCCAAAUUAAGAUGAAUUUUUCUUAAUAUAAGUGAGACUUUCACUUUCUCUAAUCCAUUUUAGUUUGUAUCAAGGCUUUAUCUCUAAUAUUAAAACACGAAAAAUUGCAGUGCAAACAAGUGAUGUAUCUCACACUCAAGAAAAGUGAAACAAAAUGAUUUGCUAACAUGAACAUUUUUUUAACCACAAACCACAGCACAACAGUGAAGCACUUAGGCAUUACACCAGUCAGAGGUGCGUUAUAAUCACAUGACGCUUAUAAUGACAGGAAGGAAAGGAGACAACGACUGGGGGUUUUCACCAUGUUCUCAUGAAUUGUAUAUCAUGUUACACAAUACUGAAUAGCAGGCCACUUUGCAACCUACCUAGUGAGGCUUUUGUUUCAUUUGGGGUUGCAAAGUGGUGUGAGAGACAGCAACUUGUAGCAAACUCAUACAACUCGGUGCUCAGUGAAACUGUUACUGCCACUACAACAACAACACUUAACAAUUUAAUCACUCUCCUCAUACACUUCAUCGCUAUCUCUGUGUGACUUCCAGAUAAAGCUACAGUUUACAUUCUUCUCAUACAAUACCUCUUCAGUCAUUCUGAGUCAUGUUUUGUUCUGCCUAAUAAUAAAACAAUAUUUCAUCUCCAAACUGUAAAAAGUGACAAACUAUUAAGUAAAAUGUAUUGAGCAUUAAUAAUAACAUUUUUUUGCAGCCACCAAAUACAAUUUUGUCAUAUAGAAUUGUACAAACAACAUUAAUGAUCAGUCACAUGCAGUAUAUGACAAACCUGUACAACUUGUGGUUAAACAAUGUUUUUUAACUUACUGUGCAGUACUCAUUACUUAAUCUUUUGUGUUCUAUGUGUUUUGCUUAAAUUUGUGUGUGCCACAGACUUGUGAGUACAGCAUGUAUAUCUGUGUAUGAAUUCUGUAUUUCAUGACUGUCUUGAGCCCUAGUGAGCUAUGGGCUGAUUUCACAUUUUAUUUUCCAGUUGAUGUUUUUCAAUCUGAUAAUUUGAUUUCAGUGAUUUGCAAGAAAUGAGGUAAUCUUGUUGCACAGGAGCAGUUUCCCUAAACUAUAAAUUUCCAAAUGUUUUCCACAAUUUUUUAUCACACGUGUGAGCCAUAUUUAAUCAAUUUUGACUCUCAAAUGACCUUCCUUUUCUUUUUAAUGUUUUUUAAAGCAUACUUUUUCCAGACAAAAUAAACCUUCUUGUUCAAUGAA
Siniperca chuatsi (mandarin fish) is the source of this 3446-nucleotide messenger RNA. RefSeq names its product Scm polycomb group protein like 4 (gene scml4). The record is from RefSeq and is a predicted model, not a curated record. NCBI's taxonomy places the organism in Eukaryota, Metazoa, Chordata, Actinopteri, Centrarchiformes, Sinipercidae. Gene Ontology annotation, molecular function: protein binding. The coding region runs from base 539 to 1567 and encodes 342 amino acids. The transcript has 7 exons.